AGGGUGACAAUCACAAAGACUGGUAACGGCUUUAUUUUCUAUUCAGCCAAAUAGCACGCACAGGUGACCCACGCUUCCUGUUUAAAGGUUUGAAAAUGCCCGAAAACUGACGAAAAGAAAUGAAGAGUGAGUCCGUGGAAAUCUCACAGAGAAUCGACCGGGAGCUCGGCUGGCCUCGGGUGUUGCCGGAAAUGGCCGACAGCAGCCUUUAGCAGAGCGGCGGGACGGGGGCGUGGCCGGCUCUUCAAGGCUCUGAGCUCCUUCGGGUGUUUCCGGAAACUACCGAAAGUCAGCUCAAAGUGGGCGGAGAAAAACCGAUGGGCGUGGCCAAAUGGCUCUUGCGUUCCGGGAGUUACUUCGUGAGUUUCCGUAAAUAGAGCCGAAACUCGUUCUUCGGAAUACAGGAGGCGCGCAAGUCCCUGGGGUUAACAUUCUUCGGCUGUUUCCGGAAUUCAGCCCUGCCGGUAGCCGAAAGGAGACGGCGUUUCCCCCCAUCCCGUUCCUAGACGCUUCGGAUGUUUCCGUCUCCUGGCGGCGGAAAGAGCCGAGGACCGGCGGUGGUGGCGGCCAUGUUGGGAGCAGCAGGUCCGGCGGCGGCUGUCUGUGUGCCGGGCGCGGAGCAGUGCCGCUGAGGGCAGGGGAGGAGCGAGGCAGGCGGCCGGCUGCGGCUGCAGAGAGUAGGCGGAGCAGCUCGGCCCGGCCGAAAGGCUGCACACCCCAGCCGGGGGUCGCGGGGGGGUGCGGUCCAGAGCCGCUCGGAGCCGGCGCGGCCUAGCCCGAGCGGCGCAUCCCCGGGCUGGCGUGAGCGGCUGCCCGGCCUCCCCGCACCCCCGGCCGGGGCCCAUGCGGCGGGUGCGCCUGCUGUGAGAAGCCCCGCCCGGCCGGGCCCCGCGCCGUCCCUUCCCUCCUUUCCUCGAGCUUCUGGGUCCCCUCCCCCGAGAUACCGGCGCCAUGUCCAGCGCCCGGACCCCCCUGCCCACGCUGAACGAGAGGGACACGGAGCAGCCCACCCUGGGACACGGUGAUUCCAAGCCCUGCAGUAAGUCCAACAUGCUGCGGGGCCGCAACUCAGCCACCUCUGCUGAUGAGCAGCCACAUAUUGGCAACUACCGGCUCCUCAAGACCAUUGGCAAGGGUAACUUUGCCAAGGUGAAGUUGGCCAGGCACAUCCUGACUGGGAAAGAGGUAGCUGUGAAGAUCAUUGACAAGACUCAACUGAACUCUUCCAGCCUUCAGAAAUUAUUCCGUGAAGUAAGAAUCAUGAAAGUUCUGAACCAUCCCAACAUAGUUAAGUUAUUUGAGGUGAUCGAGACUGAGAAGACUCUCUACCUUGUCAUGGAAUAUGCCAGUGGUGGAGAGGUAUUUGAUUACUUAGUGGCUCAUGGCAGGAUGAAAGAAAAAGAGGCUCGAGCCAAAUUCCGACAGAUAGUGUCUGCUGUCCAGUACUGUCACCAGAAAUUUAUUGUUCAUAGAGACUUAAAGGCAGAAAACCUACUCUUGGAUGCUGAUAUGAACAUCAAGAUUGCUGACUUCGGGUUUAGCAAUGAAUUCACCUUUGGGAACAAGCUGGAUACCUUCUGUGGCAGUCCCCCUUAUGCUGCCCCAGAACUCUUCCAAGGCAAAAAAUACGAUGGACCUGAGGUGGACGUAUGGAGCUUAGGAGUCAUCCUCUAUACCCUGGUCAGCGGAUCCCUGCCUUUUGAUGGACAGAACCUCAAGGAGCUACGGGAGCGAGUACUGAGGGGAAAAUACCGUAUUCCGUUCUACAUGUCUACGGACUGUGAAAACCUGCUUAAGAAAUUUCUCAUUCUUAAUCCUAGCAAGAGAGGCACUUUAGAGCAAAUUAUGAAAGACCGAUGGAUGAAUGUGGGGCACGAAGAUGAUGAACUGAAGCCUUAUGUGGAGCCACUUCCAGACUACAAGGACCCCCGGCGGACAGAGUUGAUGGUGUCCAUGGGCUACACACGGGAAGAGAUCCAGGACUCACUGGUGGGCCAGAGGUACAACGAGGUGAUGGCCACCUAUCUGCUUCUGGGCUACAAAAGCUCUGAGCUGGAAGGUGAUGCCAUCGCCUUGAAGCCCCGGCCUUCAGCUGACCUGACUAAUAGCAGCGCCCCAUCCCCAUCCCACAAAGUACAGCGCAGUGUCUCAGCCAACCCCAAGCAGCGACGCUUCAGCGACCAGGCUGGCCCAGCCAUUCCCACCUCUAAUUCCUACUCAAAGAAGACUCAGAGUAACAACACAGAAAAUAAGCGGCCUGAGGAGGACCGAGAGGUAGGGCGGAAGGCCAGCAGCACUGCCAAAGUGCCUGCCAGCCCCCUGCCUGGCCUGGAGAGGAAGAAGACCACUCCUACCCCCUCCACGAAUAGUGUCCUCUCCACCAGCACAAACCGAAGCAGGAACUCCCCGCUUUUGGAAAGGGCCACCCUCGGCCAGCCCUCCAUCCAGAACGGCAAAGACAGCCUAACCAUGCCAGGGUCCCGGGCCUCCACGGCUUCUGCUUCUGCCGCAGUCUCUGCGGCCCGGCCCCGCCAGCACCAGAAAUCCAUGUCGGCCUCCGUGCACCCCAACAAGUCCUCUGGGCUGCCCCCCACGGAGAGUAACUGUGAGGUGCCGCGGCCCAGCACAGCCCCCCAGCGUGUCCCUGUCGCCUCCCCCUCUGCCCACAACAUCAGCAGCAGUGGUGGAGCCCCAGACCGAACUAAUUUCCCCCGGGGUGUGUCCAGUCGAAGCACCUUCCACGCUGGGCAGCUCCGACAGGUGCGGGACCAGCAAAAUUUGCCCUACGGUGUGACCCCAGCCUCUCCCUCUGGCCACAGCCAGGGCCGGCGGGGUGCCUCUGGAAGCAUCUUUAGCAAGUUCACCUCCAAGUUUGUCCGCAGAAAUCUGUCUUUCAGGUUUGCCAGAAGGAACCUGAAUGAACCCGAAAGCAAAGACCGAGUGGAGACGCUCAGACCUCACGUGGUGGGCAGUGGAGGCAAUGACAAAGAAAAAGAAGAAUUUCGGGAGGCCAAGCCACGCUCUUUGCGCUUUACAUGGAGUAUGAAGACCACAAGCUCCAUGGAGCCCAAUGAGAUGAUGCGGGAGAUCCGCAAGGUGCUGGAUGCGAACAGCUGUCAGAGCGAGCUGCACGAGAAGUACAUGCUGCUGUGCAUGCAUGGCACACCGGGCCAUGAAAACUUCGUGCAGUGGGAGAUGGAGGUGUGCAAACUGCCACGGCUUUCGCUCAACGGUGUUCGAUUUAAGCGGAUAUCAGGCACCUCCAUGGCCUUUAAGAACAUAGCCUCUAAAAUAGCAAAUGAACUGAAGCUUUAACAGGCUGCCGGCCCGGGGGCGCCAAGAGCAGGCCAGCUGGACUUGGCUGCUGAGGCUGGCCACUGCGCCCCCACCUAGGCGAGACUGCAGCAAUGAAUUGGUGUGUCUCCCCUGCUGGCACUUGUCCCCUCCCUAGCCCUUCUCCUUUAUUCUCCCAUGUUUGUGGAGGAUAGGAGAUGGCUCUCCCAACUCACGUUCACCUGGCCCAGAAAGUCCCCUUUCCCCUCUCUCUCCCACAGGAGGCAAAGGAAGGGGAGGGGGCAAGGGGGGGCAGGGCUCCCCCUCGGUACUGCGGUUGCACAGAGUAUUUCGCCUAAACCAAGAAAUUUUUUAUUACCAAAAACAAAAAAAAAAAAAAAAAAAAUCCCAGCGGCCACCUUUCCUCCCUGCCCCAUCGGGACAGACGAGACUGGAUCUGUGGGGUUUCCCGGGAGGGUGGCUCAGGGCUGGAACACUCUCAGGCAAGAGUGGUGGAGUUCCCUGGCAGGCCCUCCGCCAGGCCCACUUUGGGCUUCUCCCCUCUCCUCCCCUUCUUCCCCUCCAAGCAAACCACCAGAGGUGGCCUUCCCCUGCCCCCAGAUCCCUGGGCUGUGGGCCUGGGGGCCAGGGGCCAGGCGGGGGUGCUGUGCAGCCCUGGAGAGGGUGGGGCUGCGUGGGGGCCCUGGCCUCCCUCACACUGUAUCCUCUGCCCUCCCUUCCCCAGAGCUGGGCAUUUCCUUCCACAAGCUGCUGUGGGGACCUUUAUUCCCCUCCUCAAAAGUCUGUGCCAUCUUCUCCUAUCCCUCCUGCUGGGAGGGCUGAUCCAGGACUGGGAGCGGGGGAGGGGACUGCAGGGCAGAUGGGCUCCUCAGCCCACACGGGGCGCUCAGGCUGCUAGUCUCUGAACAGGACGCCGGGCUUCUCCGUUCUGGGAGAGCCUUUGUCUGAAAGCACAGUCCCCUCGCCGUCCCUCCUCCCCACCGCUUUCCCUUCAUUGGCAUUAAUCUGGGCACCAGCUCAUUCCAGAGCAGUGACUUCCCACACCACUCUCAUCUCUCGGCCUUGCCUUUUUUCCUGACACUGUCGCCCCUCCUCUCAGGAGACUGCCCAGGGCCUCCAAGGCCACCUGGCGGAAGGCUGGAUUGGGCGGCAGGGCCGGGAGCGUCUGCCCCCCCACAGGUGGGGGGCAGAUGGGUAAAGUGACUCCCCGCUUGCUAACCUCCGUGGCCAGUGUGGGAGUGGGUGGCUAUGGGCGCUUGGCUGGUGGUGGCCACUGCAUCCCUUAAUUUAUUUCUCUGCUGUUUCAGUUCUUGAGAAAUUGGGGGAGGGGGCCCUACAGAGGUUGCCCCAGCCCUCCCUUGAGUUGUACAUUUUUUGUGAUGGGUUUUAUUUUUUAUUUUAUUAUUUUAUUUUAUUUUAUUUUUUUUUUUGAUUUAUGAUGACUCCACCCCUGUUCAUCACCCCCAGUCCCAGGCCAGGCUCAGUGACAAGUCGAGCCCUUGGGUCCCAGGAAGGGGCCUCGCCAACCUCAGCCCUCCUGCUCCUGCUCCAACUGUGGCUCCGGCUCAGACCAAGGGCUCCCCCUCCCUCCCUCCUCCCCUUCCUGCCCUAAGGAACAGCCCGGGUGCUCGAGGGGACCAGGAGGGCAUGGCUUGGCUCCUGAAGGGGGUGGAGGCCAGGGGCACCCAGGCAAGGUGGCCCCUCCCCACCUAGCCCCUCCUUCCCUGCCCUGCACUUAAGUUUUUCCUCUGGAUCAAACACGUAAUAAAGAGAAUGUUUGGAAUCUGA
Molecule: messenger RNA, 5082 nt
Organism: Chinchilla lanigera (long-tailed chinchilla)
Lineage: Eukaryota; Metazoa; Chordata; Mammalia; Rodentia; Chinchillidae
Gene: Mark2
Product: MAP/microtubule affinity-regulating kinase 2
Exons: 19
Coding region: 952-3315 (787 amino acids)
Biological process (GO): protein phosphorylation; microtubule cytoskeleton organization; intracellular signal transduction
Cellular component (GO): cytoplasm
Molecular function (GO): protein serine/threonine kinase activity; tau-protein kinase activity; ATP binding
Source: RefSeq, a predicted model, not a curated record